AUGACAGAAAAAGACCAGCCAGCGCCUCCUGCACGGCCCUCAGCGGAUUCCAAGAACCACCAGAUCCAGGAAGACGACGGAGAGAAGUCUUUUAUCAGCACCUCACCGCGGCGACAUGCACCGGGUUGGUCGUUGUUUCCUAUGCCCUUGACUGUUAAUCAAAACCCGCCUCCUGAAAGACCUCUACCUUCCCUCCCAUCAUAUAUGGAUAGCGAUACAGAUUCAAGUACGGGCGCUGCAGAAGUGAGAGAUAUUCCACUAUACCGAAAUCGCGGACAGUCCUCCAUAUCAUCAUCCAAGAAGAAGCAUUCAUUGGAGCGGUCUCGAGGGUCACCAAAACAGGAAGUCCGUACACAUAUACUCAUCGCACAGUCACCAAAAACGCCAGUGCAUGCACCGACAAGAGUAAGUAGACGUCCCCCAGAAAGAUUUCAGCAAUACGAUUUCAGCGACCUCGCAUACGUAACAGAGCCAGUAGCUGAACCAGAGCCUGAAAGUCCGUCUUAUAUCUCCGCGAUCAAGGAGAAAUCAUCAGCAAUGCCUUUCUCUGACCAUGGCUCUACAGUCGAGUCCAGACCACGCUCAAGACACUCCCAAAAUGGCUCUAUCAUGUCGUCGCAGACACAUUCCACCUCGUUGCCCUCCCUUGCGCCACUGCAGCACAAGAUUUUAGACGAACAUGAUUUACUCGAACCGCUGAAUGAGGAGGACAUCGAUCCUGGAUCAUUCGAUUUGGUUGCACCACCCAACUCAGAAGUGUUCAAAGCAUACUCUCUAGAAACAAGAUCAGAGCAGGUCUUUUCGACGGAACAUCUCAAAAUUAUCUUUGCAGAUCCAUCUCUUCUCUUACAAUUCACUUCAUUCCUCAGUGCCCAGCGACCAAGCUCGGUGCCCAUCUUAAUUUACUAUCUUGAUGCAGUCAAAGCUCUCAAGGCGAUCAAUUAUGCAAAUGCCAUUGCAGAAGCAUUAGAACCUAUUUCCGGCUACGAUUUUACAGCAAAUAUGGUUAAAUGCACAGUUAACGAAGAUCUUAAGGAGAAAGCUAGACACAGUUUUGAUGUAAUGGUUAGAGAAGACUUACCGGCUUUUAUCGCAUCAACGUAUACUCAAUCGGUCAGCCUGUCGAUACAGAGAAGGAUCACUGGAACAUUGCCGCCGCACUUGCGAGAGGCUUCAGAGGGCCUUGCCGAGGUGUUCUGUUUGACAGAUCCUUCGAGGCCAGACAAUCCUAUUGUGUUCGCGUCCGAAGAAUUUCACCGGACUACGCAGUAUGGUAUGUCUUACGUCCUUGGGAGAAACUGCAGAUUCUUGCAGGGUCCAAAGACGAGCCCACACAGCGUGAGAAGGUUGAGGGAUGCUGUCGAUGCCGGCCGAGAACAUUGCGAGGUUUUCUUAAAUUAUCGACGUGAUGGUUCUCCUUUCAUGAACCUUCUCAUGACUGCUCCGCUCUGCGACAGCCGUGGAACGAUACGAUAUUUCAUUGGCGCUCAAGUCGAUGUUUCUGGUUUAGUUAAGGAUUGCGUUGAUCUGGAAUCAUUACGGCGCUUGGUUGACAGGGCUGAAAAUGUGGAUGGGGACGAAACUCCGCAUGCGAGUGGUGACCAGGAGAUGCCUCCAAAGGACGAAUUUCAGGAGCUAAGCGAGAUGUUGAACUUACAAGAGCUCGACACGGUGCGGAGAUGGGGUGGAAGGAUGCACAAGGAGUCGCACCAAGAAGUGCAGGACACCAACUACGCAUCCGGAAACUGGUCGAAACCCAGACUACUAAUCAACAAUAGCCCCGAUGGCAAAAACUUCGAGUCUAUAAGCCGACCAAGCGGGAAAUUAAGCGGAAUAUACGAGAACUACCUCCUCGUACGCCCAUUUCCAAGCUUACGAAUCUUGUUCGUAAGUCCAAGUCUACGGGUUCCGGGUAUUUUGCAAAGCCCCUUCAUGGCGAAGAUAGGUGGCUCAUCUCGAGUCCGUGAAGAAUUGACACAAGCGCUUGCAGACGGGCGCGGUGUGACUGCAAAGGUUCGAUGGGUAUCGAAGAAUGAUCCCGAGGGUCGAAAUAGAUGGAUUCACUGCACUCCGUUGAUCGGUAGUAAUGGAGCCAUCGGUGUUUGGAUCGUUAUAAUUGUGGAUGAUGAAAGCACUCCGGCUGGGAAGAAGUUCAAGAUGGCUCCACCAGUCGACCCAAAAUUUGGCCGGUCUGUUGCACCUUCAAGAGAUUCAGGGAGUUUGAGAGAUUUUGCAAUGUCUCACAAUGCACACACAAGAGAAGGCAGUGUGAAAGGAGCCGAAAGCUUGAGGAGUUAUCGUGAGUUGGAGACUGGUCGAAGUGCCAGCCCUUAUAGUCUGAGGAUAGGAUGA
Messenger RNA from Glarea lozoyensis ATCC 20868, 2352 nucleotides. RefSeq names its product PYP-like sensor (PAS). The transcript is spliced from 5 exons. Bases 1 to 2352 code for a protein of 783 amino acids. The record is from RefSeq and is a predicted model, not a curated record. NCBI's taxonomy places the organism in Eukaryota, Fungi, Ascomycota, Leotiomycetes, Helotiales, Helotiaceae. Gene Ontology annotation, cellular component: nucleus.